This is a messenger RNA of Bursaphelenchus okinawaensis, 318 nucleotides long. The record is from the annotation of a GenBank genome assembly. NCBI's taxonomy places the organism in Eukaryota, Metazoa, Nematoda, Chromadorea, Rhabditida, Aphelenchoididae.
AUGGUUAACGUACCUAAGUCUCGUAAGACCUUCUGCCCAGGCAAGUGCCGUCGUCACACCAACCACAAGGUUACCCAAUACAAGAAGGGAAAGGAAAGUCGAUUUGCCCAGGGUAAAAGACGUUACGACAGGAAACAAUGUGGAUUCGGUGGACAGACCAAGCCCAUCUUCCGUAAGAAGGCCAAGACCACCAAGAAGAUUGUAUUGAGAAUGGAAUGCACUGACUGCAAACACAGAAUCCAGCUCCCAAUCAAGAGAUGCAAGCACUUCGAACUCGGAGGUCAAAAGAAGUCCCGUGGACAAGUUAUCCAGUUCUAA